AUGGCCUACGAAAAAUCAGCUGAUAUCUUUGCUAUCUCCAGGUCGAUGUUCAAGUACCCAUGGCUGGAAUACCCAGAAAGGACCAAAGAACUCAGAAAAGUCAUGGCUCCUGUUCACCUGCCCUUGUCCUGCUACCAGAUGCCAAAGGAAGAGUUUCCCCCCAGUCCAGAGUGCUGGAGGCAGCACCCAAGCAAACCACAUUCAGUGCCUUAUUGCUACUUCAAGAAGCCUGAGAUCUACACACACUGGCACACUCUGUAUGAUCAGCGACAGGAACGGGAAGCCCAGAAAAUGUUGCGGAAAAUGAGAGAUCACCCUAGGCAACUCAAAGAGGGCACGCCCAUCCAAAAAUUCCAUCUCCCUAUGAGCAAGCUGACUGUAAAAUCUCAGGCAGGAUCCAAGCCCUCGGACCCUACUGGGAACUCCCUGAAGUGGCAAAGAUUAAAGGAACUCACAAAAAGCCUGGAAUCUCCCAGAGAGCAGGAGCAGUUCUAUGCAGCACAGGCUCUGGGACGCCUUGGCGUCAGUGACAAGCUUGUCAUGGAGGCACUAUGGCAGGUGGCCCAUACUGGUCCAGAGAAAGUGAAGUAUGAGGCCUGUCGAAGCCUGGCCAUGCUGGGUUGCCUGCAGAAGCACGUGAUCCAGGUUCUCAUCACACAGCUGAAGGGAAAAAAUGAGGGGCGAAUGAUGGAUUCUCUGACAGGGCUACGAGCGGCUCUGAACUCCUGGGCUGCUGUCCCCAAAGACAAGAGAACUCAAGUCGGGGAUGAAGAGAAGUUGGUACCUGUGUUGCAGAUGCUGAUAAAUAAGUCAUCGAACAAAGCAGCUGUGGAGGCAGCCCUGUGCUUGGGUUUCCUGAGGCCCUGCAGCAGCACAGCCCAGGAGUUCUUGCUGCACUGCCUGAGCCAAGGGUCUAAAAUGCAGCAGAUGAAGGCACUCAGGAUGCUGGUCAAGAUGAUGCACGUACACACGGCCACAGUCACCAGAGCCAUCCUAGACCAGCUGUGCUAUUCUCCUGUCCUCGAGCACCGCUUUGAAGCCACCCAGAUGCUCCAGACCGUUGGGCUGGAAAAGAUCCAGGCGCAAGGGCUGGAGGGAUUCACAUUUAACCUGCUCUGGAGGAAGACGUAUAAUGAACCUUUCCUUGCUAUGAGGCAGGCUGUGGCUGAAAUUGUGGAAGAGCUCAAGAUGAAGCCUACAAUGAUGAAUUUGGUGGAGGCGCAACUGAUGAACUCAAAUGCCACUGCACGCCAGGAGGCAGUCAUCUCUUUGGGCGUCCUGGGGAUCCGCAGCCCACAAGUGUACCACUUGCUCCUGGACAUGCUAGACACAGAAAAGAGCCAGGCUGUGAAGAAAAGUCUUCAAGAAACAUUAACUCUCUUGGCCUCAAUUGAUCCCUGGAUCCAAAACAAGCUGAAGAACAAGGUUCUCUGUGAAUAUGAGGCACUUAAGACUAGUGAGGAGGAAGGGCCUACGAGGUUUCGGAAAGAGCCUGAGAACCCAGAAGAGUUAACUAUCCAAGACUUCCGACUUGCACAGCUGAACCCCUUGUUUAUUGCGAAGUCCAGAGCCACACCAGACCAACAGAAAAAGUUGAGUGCCCAGAAAGGCUCUGCCUUCCCACCCUGUUUCUCUAAACCAAAACACAGGGCACCAGCCACAGGGCCCUGGGUACCAAGGAUAAGGAAGCAGCUCCGGAUCCUUGCUAAAACCUCCCAAUAG
Molecule: messenger RNA, 1722 nt
Organism: Enhydra lutris kenyoni (northern sea otter)
Lineage: Eukaryota; Metazoa; Chordata; Mammalia; Carnivora; Mustelidae
Product: HEAT repeat containing 9
Exons: 15
Coding region: 1-1722 (573 amino acids)
Source: RefSeq, a predicted model, not a curated record